AUGUAUAAAACAAUUCUUUUCAGUCUUGUUCUUUUCCUUACCAUUGUUCAUACAAACAGUAAUCCACCUGCGACAGAUGUUUUUGAAGCAUUACGUUAUGUUUGUAAGGGUAAAUUUCAAGGUGGACUCUGUCCAUAUGCUAUUGCUUAUGAUAUUGCUACGCAAUUAGCUGGUAAUUGGCAUGAUCGUGAUGGAGCAACUGGUUUAUGGUCAGAUGGUGGACCCGCUAUAUGGUGGCCUAGUGGAGUAGGUCUAUGGGCAUUUGCUGAAUUUUUUAAUACGAUGGGUGGAAGAGCUACAGAUAAAUUAUAUUUGGCAACACGAUGGGCUGCAAUUGAAACAGCAAAAAAACAAAAUAAUUAUGUUCAUACUAAAUUUACAGAUGAUCAAGCAUGGUGGGCAAAUGGUGCUCUACGUCUCGAACAAUAUAUUCGAUCAAUUGGAGAUGCUACUCAAGAAUUAAUCAAUGCUGCUCAAGCUGUUAUUAAUGAUAAUGUUGAUCAUGAAACAGAAGAAUGUGGUGGUGGACUUUACUGGUAUUAUGGAAAAUCACCUCCAUCUACUACAGAUAAAACGACAAUAUCUAAUGUUUUAACUAUAUAUACAAUGGCAACAAUGUAUUCAUUUACACAUGAUCCAACAUUACUUCAAGGAGGUGUACAUGGUGGUGCCAUUGAUAUUUACAAUUGGCUAGUCUCAACAGAUCUACUUAAUAAUCAAACAGGUUAUCAAAGAGAUACUUUAGAUACUGCUAAUGGGCAAUGUCAACUAAGAGGCGGUUCUUUGACCUAUGAAUAUGGUGUUUUAGUACAAGCACUUAUAGCUUUAACUGAUGCAACAGGCAAUCAACAAUAUAUGACACAUGCAAUGACUUAUAUUCGCAAUGCUAUCAAUCAAUUUACACGAAAUAAUAUUAUUUUCGAAGGAUGUGAUGAUACAAACACAUGUACAGGAGAUCAAAUCGCAUUUCGAGGAAUAUUUUAUCUUGGUCUAGCCCGUUUAUAUGAACGUACACAUGAUGAUGCAAUUGCUCAAGUUAUUGAAGCAUCGUAUCUCGCAAUGCUCUCUCGUAAAGUCGGUAAUCGUUAUCCAUUGUCAUUGAUCAAUAAUAAUAAUAAUUUUACUGGUAAAGAUCUGAUUGUUGUUACUAUUGGAGAUCUUAAUCUUGCUUCGGCAAUGAUGAAAGUAUAUAAAUAUAAAUAUGCUCCACCAGUGGUGCCAAAUAUAGAUGCAGCUGUUAAUGGAUUGUUACCAUUUGAUAUUACACAUCAAGGAUUAACUGGAUGUGUAUGUGAUGAUGUUGGUUGUCCUACAGGACAUUAUAUGCAAUGUUUUAAUGAUUCAGGUCAUAAAGAUUCAACUGGUAGUCAUCAUUGGAAUGAAAAAGUAUCGGCAAUAUUAACAGGACCUAGUCAUCAAAUGAUGUUAUUCAAACCUAAAGGUGCUGGUCAUAGUGAUUGGUUAAAAAAUAGUCAAUGGUAUGUUGGUGAUGAUUGGAAUGACAAGGUAGAUUCUAUUAAUAUUGAUUAUUAA
Molecule: messenger RNA, 1533 nt
Organism: Adineta steineri
Lineage: Eukaryota; Metazoa; Rotifera; Eurotatoria; Adinetida; Adinetidae
Source: the annotation of a GenBank genome assembly